GGGCAGAGUGAGCAGGGAGAGGGGAGGCAGCAUGCAUGGAGUGUGAGACUGGGACUAGAGGAGUGAGGGAGCGACCUGUCCUGCAGUCUGGGACACAUACUGUAGGAGCUGACAGCCAGACAGACAGGAGACUCGCUGUAACUACAGAGAGGUGUGACACCACACAGGAGGGAUAGCUGAUACAAUGCUGUGCCCACUACAUGGAGUCCUGCCUGGCUGCUGCUGGGCAUAGAGCUGGGGUACAGGUGUCUGCAUAAGCUAGGCAUUCAGGGCAGACCUAGAUGCAGUGUGGAGGUAAAUAGAGGGUGGUACACUCAGUGUGUACCCCUCAGGCUGGUGAGAUGCCCACGUUGUUCCUGCCCUUCCUCCUGCUCCUCAACUUCAUGGCACUGAUGCCCUCCGAACGGCCCCCAAGUUGUCAUGAGGUGCGUGCAGCAUUUCAGCUUCAGCAGGUCGGGAGAGGACGGCUGGUGCCCGAGGUGCCAGUGGAGGAGUCCGACCUCCAGAUCUGUGAGCAGAAGACUCCUACGUGUUGCACAAGGAAGAUGGAGGAAAGUUACCAGACAGCAGUGAGGGGAAAGCUGGCUCAUAAUAUCCAAGCCUUGAACUUCGAGUUCAAAUUCAUGAUUGUCGCACAUACACAUGCCUUCCAAGAGACAUUCACAUAUUUGAUUGAUAUGGCCACAAACAACACGCUGUCUUUGUUUGAGGGCAAGUACCGCGCCAUGGCACAAGAUGUACAUGAACCAGUGCGGGAGCUGUUUACUGACCUUUCGCUUAAUAUCAUGGGUGCUGACAUGUCUUUGGAAGAUGCGUUUGCUCGUUUUUUUGAUGCUCUUUUCCCUCUGGUCUAUAACCACCUUAUAAACCCAGGGGUGGUGUCAUUAUCAGAGGAAUAUUUGGACUGCCUACGCCUGACACGACAGGAUAUUAACCCUUUUGGAAACACUUCCAAUGAGAUGGUUACACAGUUGUCCAAGUCUUUGUGGGCCAGCAGGAUGAUGAAGCGGGCACUGAACAUGGCAGAGCAAGUUAUAAACAGCACCGAGCAUGCAGGCUUGACACGAGAGUGUACCCGUGCCCUGGUGAGAAUGCAGUAUUGUCCUCACUGCCAAGGACUGACUCUAAUCCGACCUUGUGUUGGCUACUGUCACAACGUUAUGAGGGGAUGUUUGGCUAGCCUGGCAAGUCUGGAUGCCCCAUGGAGGGACUUUAUCAACUUGCUUGAGCACCUUGCUGAUCAGAUGUCGGGAUCACAUGAUCUGGAGCAAUCACUGUUAGGAAUCCGGGAUGUGGUUAACCAGUCAAUUCAGUAUGCAGAAUCACAAGGUCCCCACCUCUCAAAAAUGGUGGAGAAGGUCUGUGGGGAACUACAGGAAAGUCCGGUCAAAGUGUUGCCCGAGGUCAAGCUGAUAAAGGAAGAGAAGGUGGAAGUACCACAAGUGGAAAAGCUCCACUCGCUAGGGCACAUGAGGAGCUCUCUGCCUCUGAAAGCUGUGAAGAAUGACAGGCAUCGCAGUUUGAAAAGAAUUUCUCGUGAAUUUAUCAAGUACAUGAAGCCAUCAAGAAUGUUUUAUACCACAUUGGCUGAGCGUUUGUGUGAUGGAGACCUGGCAGUGAGAGAUGGCUCUACGUGUUGGAAUGGAGAGGAUGUGGUGGAAAGUUACACAAACUUGGUUGUGUCCAGUAAUUUUAAAGAUCAAGUGAAUAACCCAGAAGUGAAGGUCCGAGGGUCCAACAUCAUCAUUAAUCAAGUAAUCAACAAGCUGCGACUCUUUAUACAGAUGGGCAGUGAAAAAAGGAUCAAAGCGGAGCGAUGGCGGAUCACGGAGGGCAGCGGAGGAGGUGGCAGAACAGAAGGCGAGGAGGCUAGCGGUGACUGUGACGACGAGGAUGGCUGUCAAGGGUCUGGUGACAAUUUAGACAUAGGUACAAAGAAACGGACUGAUGAUUCCAUGGUCAACAAAACUAUGAAUGUUCCUAUCCUCCAUAAUCCAAGUGCCACCAAAACACCACCGAAACAGAGGAAUUCCUCAAGUUCCGCUAAUAGAUUGUAUGGUUGCUCAGCUAUUAUUGUGGCUGCCUUAUUAAUUAUGUGUCAGUUUAUAUCACAGCUUUGCAGUGCUGCAGCUACAUUUUAAAAAUCUGCUUACAAUCUUUUGACGCCUUAUUCAAGUGAAGCAAGAAAGUAGCUUUUUAGGACAAACGUAAAGAGACAGCAUGGACCUAAUGCUGAGUGACCUUGGAUGAGUCAGCCCACAGUUUAAAUGGGAUGACAAGCUGGCAAGCUAGACAUAUGUCUUGGGAACAGUAAGGAUCGAGGUGACAGAUAAUAAACAACUCUCGCACCUCGAGCAACAUGAAAACAAACUCUCAGUUAUUAAGCGGAUUGGUUUCACAAAUGUGAUUUACAGUUUGGAAGUGAAUCUUGGACAAAAUCACAGUGGAUGAACGUUCACAGUCCAAUUCCUAAUUUAAUAACUUAGAGACACCUGCCUUGUAAAUAAACUACCAGGACAGGGCUGGAGGAUACAUUUCUACUGCUGUGUGUGUCAGAUAUAUGAGUUUAAAUGCACUUUAGAAGCCAUUAAGCAAAGAUGCGCUUCCCAUUACAGAUACCUCUAGAAUUCUCCUCUUUGGGAUUUGUCACUUUGGUUCCCACUUUUAAAACCAGCAACUAUCUGUGUAUGUCACAUGUAUUAUUUUAUAUCCAUUGCCUUCUUCGUAUCUCCGUUUAGACAGAGCGUUUUUGACAUGGUGUCUUUUUCUUUUUAUAAGUAAUAUGCCAUGAGCACAGUACAGUAUGUCGGGCAGGCUUAGGAACAGCAGCAUUAACAUCAUUAAUAAUAAUCAAUAAACAUAAAAGUCGUAGGUCUAGACAACUGCAGGCAAUCCUGUGGGACAUAAUGAAA
This is a messenger RNA of Pseudophryne corroboree (corroboree frog), 2912 nucleotides long. RefSeq names its product glypican-5-like. The transcript has 9 exons. The record is from RefSeq and is a predicted model, not a curated record. Gene Ontology annotation, cellular component: extracellular region; plasma membrane; cell surface. Bases 342 to 2141 code for a protein of 599 amino acids. Lineage: Eukaryota; Metazoa; Chordata; Amphibia; Anura; Myobatrachidae. Gene Ontology annotation, biological process: regulation of protein localization to membrane; positive regulation of canonical Wnt signaling pathway; cell migration.